AUGUCGGGACUAGGUAGCCUAUUGCGCCUAUUAGGGUGCAAGAUGAAGGUCUGCAUCCUCGAAAUGGGCCUGGUUGGGCUCCUGACCCUUGCCUUCUACGUCAAGCUCGCUCUCGCUGGCGAGGUCAAGCUCCCAAUGGCGAUGACGCUGCUCUUCCUCGCAUCCUGCGACGUCGAGGUGUCCGUCGGGCCGCUCAUGGACUCCCUGGGCUACUUCCCGCGGCCAGAAGCGGCCCAGGGUCUGCCAGUGUGCCUCAUGGCGCCCAUCUGGGUCUCCUCCGCCUUGCUGCUGCAACGGUGGGCGCUGCUGCAGCAGCUGGGCCGCGGCGGCGACGACGCGAUCGAGUCGUCGGGCUCCGGGUGCGCGCUCGACUUGCGGUCCAUCCUCGCGCUGCAGCUGUGCUGCGGCGCCGCCUGCGUCAUCAUGCUCGCCAUGCGCGCACAGGCGCUCGGCCGCCGACGCAACGCCGAGACUGCGAGCAAGGAUCACCGCUGGGACGCUCAUGGGAUUUCCUCGUGGCAUUUCGCGAUCGUGCUCGCCUGCGCCGCGCUCGCGCUGUCGGCCUCGUACCGCACGGAGGUGCGCGCGCUCGCGACGUGGGGCGCGGUCGCCGCCACGGGCGUGGCCGGCGCGGCCGCUGCCGGCCUGACGCACGCACUGUGCCGGGCGUUCCCGCUGACGCUGACCAUCGGCGAGACCGCCAUGGCGGCCAGCAGCGCGGUGACGCUCGUGGCUGCGCCGUGGCUGCGCUCUGCGACGGACGCGUGCCGCGCGACCGGCGUAGGGGCGGAGCUGCCCGUGCUGCGUUCAGUCCUGCUGCCGUGCUGCGGCGCGCUGUCGCUGGGCGCGAUCACCGCGACGUUCCUCGGCGUCUGGGGCAGGUUCGUGCCCACCUCGCGCGAGCUGCCGCACGCGCAGCAGCCCGUGCCGGUCGACGGGCUCCUGAGUUCACUGCGUCCGGCACGCAGCAAGGCGCACCACGCCGCCGUCGAGCAUCCGCCGCCGGGUCUCCGCCUGGAGUGCUUUUUUGGGCGGCCCGGCAGGCGGCGCGGCGUCGCGCCCUUCGUCGUCGCGGCUGCGUGGAUCAAAUGGGUAGCGCUGGGGGCAGCGCUGGUGACUCCGGCGCUCCACGUUGCCCGCGCCGCGCUCUCCGGCGCCACGGAGAGCAAGAUCGUGGCCUGGUGGGCCCUACUGCUGGCCGUGAGCGUCCCGGCCCUGCGCUGGGCGGCGCAGGGCGGCGCCAGCAAAACAGCCGCGCGCUCGGUCGUGCUCAGGAAGGGCUUCCACGUGCUCGUGAUCUUCAUGUUUCUACCGGGGCUAAUCCUGCGGUCCGCAUUCCUGGCCACGUGCCUCGCGGGCGCGUUCGCCGCGAUGCUGGCGGUCGAGGCCGUGCGCGUGGGCGGCCCCGCGGCCGCGUCGGAGCCCCUGAGCGCGUUCCUCGCGCCAUUCCUUGACCGGCGCGACCGCGGUGCGUUGGUCGUGACGCACGCCACGCUGCUGCUCGGGUGCGCGCUGCCGGUCUGGGUGGCGCGCGUGGCGACGCGGGACCUCGCGGAGGAGUUCGCGCGCGCGCCGGGGUCCGCGCAGGGGUGGGGGGACUUGGUCAAGGGGCCGGCAUCCGACGGCAGGGGGGGGGUGUCGCCCGUGGGCCUGGUGUGGGGCCAGGGCGGCGCGGAGGCGGUCGGCCUCGUCGGGAUCCUCGCGCUCGGCGUGAUCGACACGUUCGCGGGCGCGGCGGGCGCGCGCUUCGGCCGCCACCGCGUCGGCAGAGACACCUCGAAGACAUGGGAGGGGUUCGCCGCCGGGCUGCUGGGGGGGUGUUGCGCGAUCUGGGCGCUCGCGCUGGCGCGUGGGUGGGCGUGGGGCGUCGCGGGGCGGGCGAUCGCGGCGGCGGCGGCGGCGGCGGCGUUCGAGGCUACGACGGCGUGUCUCGACAACUUGGUGGUGCCGGUGGUGGGCGUGGCGGUGAUGGGGCUGGUCUGA
This is a messenger RNA of Pedinophyceae sp. YPF-701, 1983 nucleotides long. The record is from the annotation of a GenBank genome assembly. NCBI's taxonomy places the organism in Eukaryota, Viridiplantae, Chlorophyta, Pedinophyceae.